Messenger RNA from Paramecium octaurelia, 483 nucleotides. The record is from the annotation of a GenBank genome assembly. Lineage: Eukaryota; Ciliophora; Oligohymenophorea; Peniculida; Parameciidae.
AUGGCAAAGAUGAAAUGGAGGUGCACUAUUUUUAAGUUUUAAAACUUAUAAUCCGCUUCCAAAAUUUAUCAAAUGAUCAUGGGGAUGUAAAUUUUCAUACAUAAGGGUUUUCUUCAAAUCAUCAAAUAUGAUGUUAUAUAAAUAAGGUUGCAAAUCAUCAACAUUAAUGUUACCAUACAUUUUUAUGCUAGAUUCUAAGGCUUUGUUGAUUUUCUAACUCCCAAGCAUUUCAAACCAACAAAAAGUAUGAUUCUAAAGGCUGGUUUUACAAAAAAUGGGAGUUAUAUCUCAAAAAAUCUAAGAUUACAACAGGUCUUAAAUUUGGCGAUUGCUGUAUCAAUUAAAUCUCUCUUGCUCAACACACCUCCAUUAUAUAUGAACAAACCAUUUUUAUUAUUUUUAGACACGAUACUUCAGUAGAGAAUGUUGGUACUGGCAAUGGCUGCCCCAUACUUCAUUAUUGUAGAAUACCUAAUAGAAUGA